CGAGCCUAUAACGUUUCGAGGGAGUGGGGCAUGCUGGACGCCACAAAAAGAAGGCACAGCAGCGGGCUGCCCGUGCCACGAGCGCAAGCGCUGGCUUUCAGCCUGGAUGGCAUGCAAUCCCUACAUCCGCGCUCGCACUAUCUUCAGCAAGGUAAGACUCUCCAGCAUGUCAUUUGUGUUCUCUCAAGUUGUCCGUUAUCAACGCCGGAACCCUCCUUGACGCGUACAAGCAACUUCAGAUACCACUGAAGAUGUUCAUUUCGCUCCUUAGAUAUGCCGCCUUGACGGCAGCAACUCUAGGUGCACUAUACCUAGGCCUGCUGGGACUGCUCACGCAACCUUUCUUUCAAGCGCACGUGGUCUACUUGAAUGCCAUACAAAUGACAUGGUUCAAGGACCUCAACAUCCCGGAGCUAUUCGGCUUCUUGCACAAUCAGGUGACCCCGUUCCAUAUCAAGACGCACGAUGGCGAGACGCUCUACACUUGGCACAUACUGCCCGUUGGGUUAUACCGCAAGCACGAAGAGGCUCUAAAUACGGAGCCUUCGGGCUCGGUCCAGGACAUCACUUCGCGGCUCGGCUUCCAGCUCCUUCAACAAGACCCAGAUGCCUGGCUCAUCAUUCACAUGCACGGCGCUGCUGGCACAGUGGCAUCAGGCUAUCGAUGUCCGAACUACAGAGCUCUCCUAGCUGUCCAGCCGGAUCAUAUUCACGUUCUGACCUUCGACUACCGUGGUUUUGGACGCAGCACCGGCAGCCCUUCGGAAAGAGGAUUGAUUACCGAUGCUGUAACCGUGAUAGAGUGGGCCAUGAACGCAGCAAAGGUACCAGCAUCCCACAUCCUUAUAUACAGUCAAUCCAUGGGCACUGCAGUCAACAUGGCUAGCGCGGAGCAUUUCGUGCGGCAAGCCAACCCCGUCAUCUUCGCAGGCCACAUUCUCACUGCCCCCUUCGUCGACGCACCGACUCUUGUAUCAACAUAUAGCAUAGCUGGAACGAUACCACUUCUCGGACCGCUGGCUCGGUUUCCAGUUGUUUUCGAAUACCUCAAAAACUUCGUCCGCGAAAAAUGGUCGACCAAAGACCGCAUCGCCUCUUACGUUCAUGCCGCAGAAGCAUUGAGUGCACCAUACCGCAUAACAAUACUGCAUGCCGAAGAUGAUUACGACAUCCCAUGGGAACAUUCUACGACGGUCUUUUGGCACGCCGUCAACGCUACGAAAGCGGACGGCAUGACUCGAGAGGAGCUCGACGAGGCGAAGGCGAAAUCCCGAGUCGACCUAGGAGCUGCGGGCACAGUGAUGCAAUGGAGGACGAGCCAUGGCAUCAUCCGCGAAGAAAUUUUGAAGUACGGUCUUCAUGACGUGAUCAUGGGCAACCCGAUCGUCACGCUGGCUGUUAUGCGCAUCUUCGACAGUCACGGUUCUCGGUGAUGGGUGCCGUUGUUCCAGGACUUAGACAUAGAUCGCUGUUUCGAAUAACGAUCACGAAUGGCGUCGCUUUGAGAUUCACA
This is a messenger RNA of Baudoinia panamericana UAMH 10762, 1513 nucleotides long. RefSeq lists its product as uncharacterized. The coding region runs from base 252 to 1433 and encodes 393 amino acids. The transcript has a single exon. The record is from RefSeq and is a predicted model, not a curated record. Lineage: Eukaryota; Fungi; Ascomycota; Dothideomycetes; Mycosphaerellales; Teratosphaeriaceae.